Messenger RNA from Cynoglossus semilaevis (tongue sole), 1352 nucleotides. It is a transcript of the gene ube2e2, whose product is annotated as ubiquitin-conjugating enzyme E2E 2. The record is from RefSeq and is a predicted model, not a curated record. The transcript has 6 exons. Bases 201 to 809 code for a protein of 202 amino acids. NCBI's taxonomy places the organism in Eukaryota, Metazoa, Chordata, Actinopteri, Pleuronectiformes, Cynoglossidae.
GCGCGCACGGAGGCGGUCCGGCGCUGUCUCAGUUUUCUGUAAUCGCUUUUCUGCUGCUACCUCCAGUUAAAUAGCAAGGACACGGGAGCGAGCAGACGGCCGUGUCUGUCUCCGUGUGUGUGGAUUUACUUUUCUGUCCGAGCCGUGGGAUUAAACGACGCCCGAGUUAAAGCAGCAUCGACGGCCAGCCAUCAGGGCCCAUGAUGUCCAGUGAAGUGCAAAGACCGGACGACAGCCCCAGCACCAGUGGGGGAAGCUCAGAUAUCGAACAAAGGGAGACCGCGCCACCUGAGCAGGAACGAGAGCAAGCACAGCCCAAAAAGAAGGAGACCAAGAUCUCGAGUAAAACUGCUGCUAAACUGUCAACCAGUGCCAAGAGGAUCCAGAAAGAGCUUGCAGAAAUAACACUCGAUCCACCCCCGAACUGCAGCGCUGGACCCAAAGGAGACAACAUCUAUGAGUGGAGGUCGACCAUCCUCGGGCCCCCAGGCUCCGUGUACGAGGGAGGCGUCUUCUUCCUGGACAUCGCCUUUACGCCUGAUUAUCCCUUCAAACCCCCCAAGGUCACCUUUCGGACAAGGAUCUAUCACUGCAACAUCAACAGUCAGGGUGUGAUCUGUCUGGACAUCCUGAAGGACAACUGGAGCCCUGCCCUCACCAUCUCCAAGGUCCUGCUGUCCAUCUGCUCCCUGCUCACAGACUGUAACCCAGCUGAUCCUCUGGUGGGAAGCAUCGCCACACAGUACCUGACCAACAGAACAGAGCAUGACAGAAUAGCCAAACAAUGGACGAAGAGAUACGCCACAUAAACUCCCCGCUUCUUCACCACCUGCACCCUUCGUUGUACCUCUCUCUCUCUCUUUCUCUCUACCUCUCUUACUCUAACCCCCCCGAGUCUGUCAAAGCACACUCACUAAAGCUGUAUUUUCAUCAUAAAGUGCCAAGAACUUUACGACCAGGAAGCAUUGUACCUUGACAUGUAAGGGGGGGGGGAAAGCAACAUUAAUUCCUAAACAUUGGCUCAUUCAAAUCUUUAGGUCUGCCUGGAAUUUGUUCUUAACCUGACUGGACAAACUUGCCUGGACUUUGUCAGUCAUUUACUCAAAAGCAUUGCCUUUAAAACAAAGUCCACUUUCAAAGCCUUUAAAUUCACUAAUCAAAGAGAAGUCAUAUUUUGGUUUUUGUUUUUUUUAAUAAUUCCAAAUAGUCACCACCAUUAUCUGAAACAAGUUAGAUCAGGGGUGUCAAACAUGUGGCCCAUGGGCCAAAACCGGUCCGCAAAGGCGUUCAAUCUGGCCCGCUUGAUGAAUUUUGAAAAUGCACAAACACUUCAUUUUGGUAGUGUUUUGUCA